This is a messenger RNA of Melitaea cinxia (Glanville fritillary), 1452 nucleotides long. RefSeq lists its product as uncharacterized. NCBI's taxonomy places the organism in Eukaryota, Metazoa, Arthropoda, Insecta, Lepidoptera, Nymphalidae. Gene Ontology annotation, cellular component: membrane. The transcript is spliced from 7 exons. The record is from RefSeq and is a predicted model, not a curated record. Gene Ontology annotation, biological process: transmembrane transport; heme export. Gene Ontology annotation, molecular function: heme transmembrane transporter activity; heme binding. Bases 1 to 1413 code for a protein of 470 amino acids.
AUGACAGCUGAGACUGAUAACACUCCGAAUGGGAUUCGUAAUUCGCCCGAGCCGAUCAGUACGAAGCUGUUUCUAUCCGACGAGGAUGCGGUCAAGCAUGACGUCUCCGGGAGUGUGAUGGACGGUCUGAUAAUGGAGGUUAAAGAUUCAUACACGGUGUACAGGACGAGAUGGGUGAUGCUCGCGUUGUUUGUACUGUAUUCAGCGUCGAAUUCCCUACAGUGGACUCAGUAUACGAUAAUAUCGGAUAUAAUUGUGAAGUACUAUGGUGUUACGAGCAAUAUUGUGUCAUGGACGUCUAUGGUGUAUAUGAUAACGUAUGUGCCUUUGAUAUUUCCGGCGAGCUGGCUGCUGGAUAAAACGGGCCUCCGAAUAACGACCAUCAUCGGUUCAUUCGGAACAUGCGCGGGUGCAUGGCUGAAAGUGUUCUCAGUGUCCCAGGACAUGUUCUGGCUAGGCUUCGUGGGUCAGACCGUGGUGGCGGUGUCCCAGGUCUUCAUAUUGAACGUGCCUCCAAGACUGGCGGCUGUCUGGUUUGGAGCCGAUCAAGUGUCGUCAGCGUGCAGUAUCGGAGUAUUUGGAAAUCAACUCGGCGUGGCCCUUGGUUUUCUCCUGCCCCCAAUGAUAGUACGAGCUCAGGGCACCAUCGAAGAGAUCGGCGCUGAUCUACAGUUAAUGUUUUACCUCGUCGCUGGUAUUACUAGCGUGCUCUUCGUGUUUAUCCUACUCUUCUUCAAGGCAGCACCUAAAUCCCCACCAUCUGCGGCCGCCGACUUCGGUUCCAGUCUAGACUCGAACUUCCUGCAGUCCAUAAAGAAGCUACUCACCAACCGCAACUAUAUUCUACUUCUGAUCUCCUACGGUAUCAACGUCGGUGUCUUCUACGCGAUCUCCACGCUCCUAAAUGAACUCGUGCUCACUUACUAUCCGGGUGCAAACGAAGAUGCGGGGCGAAUAGGUCUAGUGAUCGUAGUGGCCGGUAUGGUCGGGUCGGUGGUGUGCGGUUUGAUCCUGGACAAAACGCACAGAUUUAAAGAGACCACGCUGGCGGUAUAUGCCGCUACGGUGAUUGGAAUGGUCAUUUUUACCUUCACCUUGGACUGUGGAUAUAUUGGCGUUGUUUACUUCAGCAGUAUCGUACUUGGAUUCUUCAUGGCCGGCUAUUUACCCGUCGGGUUCGAGUUUGCUUCAGAAGUCACUUAUCCCGAACCAGAAGGGACCACUUCUGGCAUUCUUAACGCUUGCGUUCAGGUCUUCGGCAUAAUCCUAACACUGCUAUUUGAAUGGAUGCUAGGCGCUGUAGGUGACCGGUGGGCUAACCUAGCCAUGUGCGCCCUACUGGCUCUUGGUACAGUAGUCACUGCUGCCAUACGUUCCGACCUUCGACGGCAAGCUGCUCAAAACAAGGAAUAAACAAGCUUAAAAUAACAAAGAAAACUAAAAUUGGUUAUU